This is a messenger RNA of Talpa occidentalis (Iberian mole), 1217 nucleotides long. RefSeq names its product binder of sperm protein homolog 1 (gene BSPH1). The transcript has 8 exons. Gene Ontology annotation, cellular component: cell surface. Lineage: Eukaryota; Metazoa; Chordata; Mammalia; Eulipotyphla; Talpidae. Gene Ontology annotation, molecular function: heparin binding. The coding region runs from base 500 to 1030 and encodes 176 amino acids. The record is from RefSeq and is a predicted model, not a curated record.
UAUGCCUGCAGGGUCCUUGUGAACAAAACCAUUAUCAGCCAAGACAAGCACAUCCUCACCCAUCAGCAACCCUCAUGACGACCCACUAGAUGUGGGCACCUUUAUUGUCUCCACUGAACAGAGUUCUGGGAAGCAUUUCUUGAGUUUGACAAGGACCAAGAUGGGUUCAUCUCGUGUAAGGAUCUGGAGAAUCUCAUGAGGACAAUGGGUUAUUACAUGCCCACAGAAAUAGAACUGACUGAGCUGGGCCAGCAAAUCUGCAUGAACUUGGGUGGCUGUGUAGAUUUUGGUGACUUCGUGGCGCUGAUGGCCCCUAGGUUGCUUACAGAGACAGCUGGGAUGAUCGGCAUCAAAGAGAUAUGAGAUGCAUUCAAGGAAUUCGACACCAAUGAAGACGGAGAGAUCACCGUGAGGGUGCUGCAACAAGCCAUGCACAGUCUUCUCGAAGAGAAGCUCACCCCCUAGGAGAUCUCCGAGGUUGUCCAGGAAGCUGAUGUGAAUGGAGAUGGCACCGUCAAGUUUGAAGGUUGAGAACGGACUUCAGAGAGGUGACAUUGCUUGGCCAAGAUCUGUCUGUCCUACACCAUCUCCCCCUUACGUGGAUCCAGAAAUCUUCACUUUAGCCCCUUCAUCUUUCCAGUGCCCGGAUCCUCCCAGCAUCUCUCACUGUACUCACUUCCACUCAUCUCAGAGGAGUAGAGGAGGAAGAUUGUCCAUCUCAACAGGAGCUGUCACUUAUUUUGCAGAAGUCAAAGAUGGCAACUGUUCCUUUCCAUUCCACUAUAGAAAAAGAACCUUCUAUGACUGCAUCAAGUCGGAGACAAAACACAGCUGGUGUUCCUUAAACAAGACCUACCAAGGAUAUUGGAAGUAUUGCUCAGAAGAAGACUUUGCAAAAUGUGUGUUUCCCUUCUGGUACAAACGCCUGAUCUACUGGGAAUGCACGGAAGAUGGGGAUUCAUUUGGGAAAAAAUGGUGUUCCCUGACCCAGAAUUAUAACAAGAACAAUAUCUGGAAAUACUGUGAUUGAUGCUGAGAUCUACAGGGCAAGGGGAUGAGGAAUCUAAUUAUUCUCCUAGGAAAGAAUCUACUCUCUUUGUUGGAAGAGGGGGAGACGGCCCCUUGAUUGAAAGGUGGUUUCCCCCACCCCCUGACACAUGAGUUGAAGGUAACCUGGAUAUUAAUAACUUGGGGUUUUCAUUAUGGGCUAUGGAAUU